AAGAAUAACUUUGUGAUUUGAACAUAACAAUGGGUUAUCAGGUAAGAAGUUUCGGAUCCGUGAAACCGAAACCGAACCGCUGUCCUAGCUUCAGUUACAAGGGUGGGUGGGUGGGUGCGUCUAAUUGAUCCCUCUCUAAACUACCCUAAUCUUCAUGGCAACUCGGCGAUGCAUUCAACUCUUCAUUUAUUUCUUAGCUACAUGCUCUUCGCUUGCCGAUUCAGUUUCAAGUCCGGUGCCCGUCAACAAAUUUCUGAUGCAGUCCUAUUACGACAGAUACACGAUUUUACACGAUUCGGAUUUUGAUAAUUUUAUGUCUCAAGCAAUCCCUUCUGGUUCUUCGUGUGGAUUUGUGUUGAGAUUGUCAGAUUUAAAGCGCACUCUUAUUGGUGAAGGUUCACAUCGUAGUGUCUCUACAUUAAUCAAAUUUCAGACCCAACAGUUAAAGUCUGAACUGUUAAGCUACUCAUGUGAAUUCAUAAUUAUUGAAAGAUUGCCUUCUGGAGUUUUUGCUGAUCCAUUUGAGUUACAACAUCUUGUUCACCGUGGCAUUUUCAGUGAUGUAGCUGUCUUUGGUGACACAAAUCUGGAGCUGCCUUCAUUCUUGUCCAAUCGUUCUGCUGUUGAAAUUCACUUGCUUGUUGACCCAAAUAUAUUGCAAGAGCCAACUGAUAUAAAAAUGGAGCUUCCAUUGCAUGCUCGAUAUCAACCCCUUAAUGAAAGUGGGUACUCGACGGUUGAAUUUGGUGCACCGGAUAUGUUAGUGCGCUGCGGCACAAAAGGAAAGGUGGAAAACCACUAUUGCUUCUUCAAAUUGGAAAAGGAUGACGCCAAUCUGUAUGGUCCUCAUACUGUUUGGAGAAUACCUUCUGGAAUAAAGGCACAUGCUGAUCUUGUUUCUGCAGCUACAUUUAUUGCAGCUUUGUUAUCAACUCUUGCAAUUGUUGUUGCAUCAUUAUAUUAUUCCAAUAGCUGACUGAGAUAAGAACUAAAACAAUGGUAAGGAGAUGAUUGGUUCAAAGGAGGGGAAGGGGAAGGGGAAGGAAGAGGAAUUUUAACGAUCGGAGUAAGAGGAAAGGCGAGAAAAAAAAAACUUUGAUUAAACAUUCUAUACUAUUGGUUAAAAAGACGGGAAGAGAGAUAGACUUUUUCUUGUUUGACUCACAAGGAGGAAGAAGAAAUUUUAGAAAAUAAUUCACUUUUGUAUUCUUAAAAUUUGGAUUUCAAAAUAUAAGUAGGAGUAUUUAUUCAAUACAUUUGACUUUUUUAAAAUUAUCACACCUCCCUUCCAAAUUUUCCAAUAUUGAAUGAGAGCAAAAGAUUAGACGCCGAGGAAUUUUGCUUCUUUUUCCUCCUAAAAUUGAACCAACAAUAAAACCUUAUAGAAAUUCCUCUUCUCUUUUCUCCUCCCCUCCAAAAGCUUUUUGAAAUGUAUUUUUCUUUUAUGGUUGUAAACAUUUGGGUUAUGUUUGGCAAAUAUUUUCAGCUAGCUUUUAGUUGUUAUACUA
Molecule: messenger RNA, 1508 nt
Organism: Glycine soja
Lineage: Eukaryota; Viridiplantae; Streptophyta; Magnoliopsida; Fabales; Fabaceae
Product: phosphatidylinositol-glycan biosynthesis class X protein-like
Exons: 5
Coding region: 155-976 (273 amino acids)
Biological process (GO): GPI anchor biosynthetic process
Cellular component (GO): endoplasmic reticulum membrane
Source: RefSeq, a predicted model, not a curated record